Messenger RNA from Caenorhabditis elegans, 963 nucleotides. RefSeq names its product Serpentine Receptor, class H (gene srh-251). The transcript is spliced from 2 exons. The record is from RefSeq and is marked reviewed. The coding region runs from base 1 to 963 and encodes 320 amino acids. Lineage: Eukaryota; Metazoa; Nematoda; Chromadorea; Rhabditida; Rhabditidae.
AUGACAUCCCAGUCCUCAAAUUUUGCUUCGCCGGAAUUUCUACUUCUCGCAACUCAUAUUAUUACUUGCUUCGAAAUUCCAUUAUGCAUUUACGGAGCAUACUGUAUUCAAUUUAAGACCCCUGUUAAGAUGAAGUCUGUGAAAUGGGUCAUGUUAAAUGUGCAUUUUUGGAGCACCGUAUCCGACAUCACUAUUUGCUUAAUUGGUGUACCAUAUCUGCACAUACCGUGCGUUGCAAUUCACGUGCUCGGAUUCUUCGAUGCUCCUGGAGAAAUAUUAUAUUGUCUUCUGACAUGUCUGUUAGCUCUCGGAGUUUCCCUAAUCGCCAUUUACGAAAACCGAUUCUACGCUACCAUUGGUCAAAACUCCAUCUGGCACCACCUCCGAAAAAUCUAUCUUCCACUAAUGUGCAUUUUUCCUCCUAUCUCCUCUCUUCCCGUCUGGACAAUCCUGCCGUCACAGGAAAAUGCUCGACCAUGUGAUGAAACUUUAUUUCUGGAGAAUAUUCAUAUGGUCAAUAAGAAAAUAUUCAUUUUAUCUGUUGAUCCUUUAGUUAUUGUGUUAUGGGGCGUUGUUUGUUCAUGUAUCAUCACUAUACCUAUCAUUUCAUUUUUCACUCUCACAUUCUUAAAGCUUCUGGAGAGACAGAGAAAUCAUAAGUAUUCAUUUCGAACAAUUCAAAUGCAGAAGAAUUUUCUGUUGUCCAUGUCAAUCCAGUUUGGCUCGUUUCUCAUGCUCAUUAUAAUACCCUUAAUUCUAUUGCAUAGCUCUGUCAUUUUCUGGUUUCAUUCCCAAGUUCUUAAUAAUUUCAUCACAAUCAUGUUCUCAUCAUUCGGCACUGGAUCCCCUGUUGUCAUGAUUUUUGUGUACAAACCGUAUAGGCAGUUCACGUUGUCAAUUUUUCGCAGGAAUAGGAAAAAAGAGAGCCAGAUAGAUACUAUACAAGUUCAAAGUACUAUUUAA